AUUUCGUAAAGACAUUUUCCAAGCCUCUCCUUUCCAGAGAUCGUCACCCAAAAUCUUCAAAGCUUCCGUCCUAGAGUUACCACCGCCACCUCCAUCACCGGCAUCGGCGCCUCUCUCUCUUUGCGGCGACAACUCAGAAAUACCUUCGCCUCUAAGGCUGACUGGUGGGGAGAUUUGGGUUCUCUUCCGAACAAAAUCUGAAUAGAGAGAAUAAAUAUUUUUUAAUUGAAUCAGUAAUAGAUGGGUAAUUUAUUGGCAAAGAAACCCAAGAUCACUGAAGUUGAUCGAGCAAUUCUCUCAUUAAAGACUCAGAGACGCAAGCUUGGUCAAUACCAGCAACAGCUUGAGGCUGUUAUAGAAGCAGAAAAGCAAGCUGCUAAAGACUUGAUUCGUGAAAAGAGAAAGGAUAGAGCUUUGUUAGCGUUGAAAAAGAAGAAAGCUCAAGAAGAUCUAUUGAAGCAAGUUGAUACGUGGCUUAUUAAUGUUGAGCAGCAAUUGGCAGAUAUUGAACUAGCAAGCAAGCAAAAAGCAGUCUUUGAUAGCUUGAAAGCAGGUAACAAUGCAAUUAAGGCGAUACAGAGUGAAAUCAACAUAGAUGAUGUGCAGAAGUUAAUGGACGAUACAGAAGAAGCUAAAGCUUACCAAGAUGAAAUUAAUGCCAUCUUGGGGGAGAAAUUAUCAGCAGAAGACGAAGAGGAAAUUUUGGCAGAAUUUGAGGACUUGGAAACUCAGAUGGCUGUUCAAGACAUGCCAGAAGUGCCUACUAGAACUGAAUCUGGAGAACAUAAGUUGGAUCUUCCCAAUGUGCCGACCAAGAAACCAAUCGCUCUAGAUGCGGCUAGAGACGAUGCUGAAAUUGCAUCAGAGGAUAUUUCCACAAAAGGAAGAGUUAUGGAGGAACCCCUACCUGCAUGAUUAAGAAAACGACGUGGCUGUUUCAUGAUAAGCAGCUUCCCGUUAUUAAUGACCAUCUCCUGGAUAUUUCAUGAUUUUUUUUUUUAUUUUAAAAAUUAUGCUUUAGUGAUUAUUUUAUGAUUUAGAUGUUGAAUUUUUUGGGUUACCAAACCCGGCAAGGAUCAUUUGUGAGAUAUACGUAUGUGCGUGUGUUCUAUUUGUGCCGAAUUCGACACAAGAAUAUUAUACAUCAGUACUAUGGGACAUUAUAUUUAUUUCAUACA
Hibiscus syriacus is the source of this 1178-nucleotide messenger RNA. RefSeq names its product vacuolar protein sorting-associated protein 20 homolog 2-like. Gene Ontology annotation, biological process: late endosome to vacuole transport via multivesicular body sorting pathway; vesicle budding from membrane. NCBI's taxonomy places the organism in Eukaryota, Viridiplantae, Streptophyta, Magnoliopsida, Malvales, Malvaceae. Gene Ontology annotation, cellular component: ESCRT III complex; multivesicular body. The record is from RefSeq and is a predicted model, not a curated record. Bases 241 to 915 code for a protein of 224 amino acids. The transcript is spliced from 7 exons.